Paramuricea clavata is the source of this 327-nucleotide messenger RNA. Lineage: Eukaryota; Metazoa; Cnidaria; Anthozoa; Malacalcyonacea; Plexauridae. The record is from the annotation of a GenBank genome assembly.
AUGGUCGAUAAUACAGUCACGGGCGAAGUCGGCGAAGAAAUGGAAGCGUCUUUGUUGUUGUCAACAGACAUUGAACGCUUGAAGAAGCAAAAGCGAGUGAUAAAAACUCAAACUUCGAAGCUUUAUACGAAACUUUUAAGAUUAAUGUCCAACGAGAAAUGUGAGAGUGAUGAAUUAUUGCAAGGGCUAGACGCGUACGAAGAGAAGCAGCAGGAGACGUUGACAAUUAUCGAGGAACUAAUCCUAGCGUACAAAAAAGCCGGCUUUGGGCAGCUUUUUCAGCAAUCGUGGACGAGACAAGUGCACUUUCGAAACACAAAAUGUUAA